UUUAAAAAUUAUUUAUAUCUUGAAAUGGCUGAUAGUACCACUGCAAAUGUUAUUUGGGCAGAAAUCUCAGAUGAUGAAGAAAUUGUUCAACCAUAAGCUUAAGAAACUUAACCUUAAGAAAAUUAGGCUAAAGAGGUCAAAUAGGAAAAACAAUAAGAAUAAGAAUAAAAUAAUGAACAAAAGAAAUAAUCAAAAAAACCAUAUCAAAAGCAUCAUAAGCCAGAAUGGGUUAGACUCAAGGAGUUGUAAAAGAAAUAGGCUGAAUAAAUUUAAAAAGAGUAAUAAGCUGCAUUAGAGGCUCGAAGAAUUAAACCAAGUGUAUUCAAAAUUUAUAAAUCUAUAGAAAAACAAUUUCUAAGGACUUAUGGAUUACAGUGAUGAAGAGGAAUAAAAACCUGAAGAAUAAGUCUAAUCUGAAUAAUAGACAUAAGAAUAAGAAUAACCUAAAGAAGAACCAGUCAAUUAAUAUUAAAGUUUGUUUAUUUAAUUAUACAAUAGUCUUGAAACAAAAAUAAACUCAAGAGGAAAAAUAAUAAUAAUAAAAGAAGAAAGAUUAAAAGAAAAAAGAAAAUGAAGAUUUAGAUGCUAUAUUGAAUGAAUUAGGUUUUACUUAAAAAGAAACUGAAUAGGCUGGAGAUUAAGAAAAAAAAAAGAAGAAAAAAAAUAAAAACAAAGAUGCUGAUAAAUAGCCAGCCUAAGGUACCACUGAGAAAUAACCAGAAUAAUAAUAAUAGUAAUAAUAAUAAUAACCAUAAUAACCAUAAUAAUAACAAUAAUAAUAAUAAUAAACUGAUAAAGUAGAUAUCAAAAAAGUAUUAGCAGAAAAAGCUAAAAAAGCAUAAAGUGGUUCGCAUCAAGUUGAUAAAGUAUUUUUAUUACUUAUUUUAAGGAUUUAGAAAGAGUGAAAUAAGAAAUUGAAAAAAGAAAUCAAAAGUCAAAGAAAAAUAAGAAAUAAGACUUAGAUCUUUGAUUAAGUAAAUUGAUAAAUAAAUACAUUAAAUAAU
Paramecium primaurelia is the source of this 1004-nucleotide messenger RNA. Lineage: Eukaryota; Ciliophora; Oligohymenophorea; Peniculida; Parameciidae. The record is from the annotation of a GenBank genome assembly.